Hypoxylon trugodes is the source of this 3516-nucleotide messenger RNA. RefSeq lists its product as uncharacterized. The record is from RefSeq and is a predicted model, not a curated record. The transcript has 2 exons. Gene Ontology annotation, molecular function: RNA binding. Lineage: Eukaryota; Fungi; Ascomycota; Sordariomycetes; Xylariales; Hypoxylaceae. The coding region runs from base 1 to 3516 and encodes 1171 amino acids.
AUGUCAACUGCUAGAUCUGAACACUUGACUAUUGGCUAUCCUCCUAAAAGUGCCAACGGUCGUUCUACUUCGCCGACCACAAAUCUACCUCCGGUCGACUCUCCAGGCGCAUCUACCGUUAGAUCCCCAUUCGGCAUGUCUGGUGUUUUGAAUCCACCUGGCAAGAUGGCAGGCACCACGCGUUCCGGGGCUGGUUCUCCCUCGCACGAGACUGCCGGAUCUAGUAGGCUCUUCUCUAAGAGAGCCCGAGAAAUUCAAGCCCAAGAAGGUGUUGCUGGUCUAUCGAACAACCCCUGGGGUGGUCCUCCAACCAGCGGUAAUUCGACGCCCCUACGAGAGAAUAUCCCCGAGUCGCCAACGGACGGAUUCCCGGACUUUGCGCAACUCCCUACUCCUGAUAGCUUGCCCUCGACACGACGUGCACGAGCCGGCACUGUUCCAUCCCGAUUCCCCGCUGGUGGCAUAGGGAGUGGUAUGCUCAGCAUCCCUUCAAUCUCUUCCCAAUCCACCCGACCGACGCCAUCCCAAAGCCCGUUCAAAUCGCCAUCUCCAAAUUUGAACGAUGCGCCGGAGUCCUCCCGAUCUUCUUCCCACCUCCUGUCAAGACUCCGAGCCGGUUCCAUGCCACAGCGCAGUCCCUUUUCUCACGGCCCAGGCAGUAGCUCGCCUUUUGGCCCUUCGGUUUUCAGUACAUGGAACCCAAGUGCUGGUCGUGAGAGAGGUAACACCCUCGCCAGCAUAGCGAGCGUCGGAUCAAAUGGACCAAGCUCGCCAGCACAGUCUGCGUUUUCGAAGGAGGGCCCAGGUGACAAUGAUGUCCAUAUGAGGACUCUUGAUUACCUAGGUUUGGCCGAAACACCGCAGCCAGCUCGUGCUCAGUUGGCUAGCACCCCUUACUUGCCUGGUCUUGCCGACUUCAAGCAAGCCAACCGAUUCCGUUCCUAUUCGGUCAACAAUAAAGACAAGUAUGCGGACGAGGAGGAUGAUGGGUAUGAUGAUGACAGCAUGGCACUUGAGAGCCAAUACGCUGCGCAUCUUCAGGACCAGCUUGCUGCUACUAAUGCUGCUAUCCAUAACCACAACUUGGCCGUUCAAGGACUCCAAGCAUUUGCUUCUCAAGCGUCAUCUACUCGACCCCGUGCCCGCACCGCUGGUGUUUUAGACUUGCAGGGAGCAGGUUCAAGGUUGAUGCGAAACUACUACCCUACUCCUUCGCGCCUUGACAGCUCUAUGACGGCUGCUGAAAUUCGACUACCGGAAGAGAAGGAAUUUGAUGACCUUCCCACAGCUGUAGCCGCGAUGAAUCUGGGUAGGUCGAAUAGUCGAAACAACGGGUUGUUGACGGCGGAAGAGGCUGGUCUUGAGGGUCCUACGAGUGCCUUAUGGCUUGGAAGCAUCCCAACCUCGACAACUACGUCAACUCUAACCGAGAUGUUUAAGUCGUAUGGCCCUAUCCUAUCUGCGAGGGUACUGACGCACAAGAACUGCGGUUUUGUCAAUUUUGAGAGGAUCGAUAGCGCUAUCUCGGCAAAGGCUAGCAUGAAUGGUAAGGAGAUCUUCCCUGGAGCUGGCCCUAUUCGCAUCAACUUUGCAAAGCCUCCCUCCGCAUCGAACACGCCUGGUCAUGAUGGGGUAUUCCCAAGUCCCAGCCCUGACCCAUUUGCAAAGAGUCAGGACGGAACUAGUCCUAAUACUGUCGCUCCUACGAGUGACAACACGGCGGCGGCCUCGAACACAACGAAUGCGGCGCCAGUAAUUCCACCCCUACGUGACAUGACAGGAGACAUUCUCCAGAUUGUGAAGUCCUUUGGUGCCAAUGACGAAGACACCUACCGUAUCUCCCACAAUCUCCAACAGGCUAUUCAAUACACCGCGUUUAUCGACGAGAUCCCCCCGAUUCGCGAGCCAACUCACACCAGGGUCCAUGACGCACCGAAGCUGAGGGAUAUCCGGAAACGCAUUGACAACCAAAGCUUAUCUCAGGGAGAGAUUGAGCACAUAGCUACUGAGAUGCUUCCUGAGAUUGCAGAGCUAUCUUCGGAUUAUCUGGGUAACACAGUCGUCCAGAAAUUGUUCGAGCAUUGCUCGGACAACAUCCGAGAUCUCAUGUUGGCCAAGAUUUCACCACACAUGGCUGAAAUCGGUGUCCACAAGAACGGUACCUGGGCUGCGCAAAAGAUCAUUGACGUCUGCAAGACACCCCAUCAGAUGACCUUAAUCGUUCAGAAUCUUCGACCGUACACUAUGCCAUUGUUCCUCGAUCAAUACGGCAACUACGUUUUGCAAGGAUGCCUCAAAUUUGGCGCUCCGUUCAAUGAUUUCAUUUUUGAAACCAUGCUUAGCAGGAUGUGGGAAGUUGCUCAAGGUCGAUAUGGUGCUCGAGCCAUGCGAGCGUGUCUCGAAAGCCACCAUGCUACGAAGGACCAGCAGAGGAUGCUUGCUGCGGCUAUUGCUCUUCACAGUGUGCAACUAGCUACCAAUGCCAACGGCGCUCUUUUGUUGACCUGGUUUUUGGACACAUGCACAUUCCCUCAACGACGUAGUGUACUAGCUCCACAGCUAGUUCCGUAUCUCGUCCACCUUUGCACGCAUAAGGUUGCAUACCUGACAGUCCUGAAGGUCAUCAACCAAAAGUCCGAGCCAGAAGCAAGGGACACUAUUCUUAAGGCUCUGUUCUUUACUCCCAAAGACCAAAUCCUGGAGGCUAUCCUGAGCGACCACGCUUGUGGUGCUACAUUGAUCUUCAAGGUUCUAACUACGCCAUUCUUUGACGAGAGCAUUAGGGGACAAGUAGUGGAGAACGUGAAGAGUGUUCUUGUUCGUAUCAAGGCACAACCCAACCAAGGGUAUAAGAGGCUUAUGGAUGAAGUUGGUCUAUCUACUCGCACUGGCGGCGGAGGAGGUGGAUCUCGAGAUCAUUCCGUGGGUAACAACGCGACUAUUGAACGACAACGACCCGGAUCCCGCCAAGCCCAAGCUAACGCCGCUGCCGUACAGCAGAACUCUCAGUAUGGCAAUCAAUACCUGAACCCACUCAACCCUGCUAGUAACAACUCGAACUUCGAUAUGGGCGGCUUCCCCGCACCCAGGAGUGAGAGCGUCGAGCCUGGAAUGUCUGCAUUCCCGCCGUAUGGGGUCCAAGGACCAAUGUAUAAUGCUACUAGUGGAUCGAUGGCGCCGGCGAACAUGCAGCAGCUACAGUACCAGCAGAACAUGCUCCCACGUGGGACGCCACCGAUGAACAAUUACUUCCCGCCUAUGCAGGCAGGCUAUGGGGGUUAUAAUAACCCAAACCCACCAAUGGAUCAGUACCGUGGUCAGGCCGCGGCAAAUGGUAGCCCCAUCCAGCCGCCUGGGGCUCCCGCAGGAUUCGCGCCCCCUGGAUUCGGUAUGGGCAUGGGCAUGGGAGGUUACGGGUACGGUAAUGCCGUCCCGUAUAUGCAGGAGCAACCAGUCAACGCCAGGCGCGGACGCGUAGGUCAACCCCCUCAAAGGAAGAGGUCACCUCGACCUUGA